This is a messenger RNA of Acanthaster planci (crown-of-thorns starfish), 6902 nucleotides long. RefSeq lists its product as uncharacterized. Lineage: Eukaryota; Metazoa; Echinodermata; Asteroidea; Valvatida; Acanthasteridae. Gene Ontology annotation, molecular function: calcium ion binding. The record is from RefSeq and is a predicted model, not a curated record.
CAACUGCGUAUGCGCAAGCUUGAUCUCUUUCGGUGAAUGACUGAUGACUUGUCAGAGUCUAAGGCUGUUGCGCACUGUUGCGUUCAUUGUUGCAGCUGCAUUAUAUGCCAAGUUCGCAUUGUUAUCUCCGAAAGUUAAACUUUAAUAAUAAUACCACGGCAACGCCAAUGGUUCGCAGAGCAAUUGGCGCCAUCUUGUGGCUGGAACGGGUGUGGUUGCAUAUCCUGAGUGACCUACCUAAGGGGGUGGACCGUUCCUCGGGCUAUUUCAGCGAGUGUGUCGUGAUCCUGGGAGUUGCACCACAACCGUUGACGUGCCCUGCUUGGGAUUAUUAACGUUAGCGAUGUUGACCUCAAGGAUUGAGAUAUAUGUAGCAUGCCUUCGAUCUCUGCUGAUCUUGUACCUGUGUGUACCUGACAUUCUUUGCCAAGGGCCAAGCUUGGUCUGUCCCAAUAUCUUCACCCCGCCAGAUGCCAAUGAGAACUAUGCUACUGUGUACUGGCCAAUCCCGCGUUCGAUGGAUGUGGAUGGUGACCCCGCAGCCGUUACCUGCAACCUACCUCGGGGAGGCAAAUUCGAGGGGCAGAUCAGCAUUGUGCAGUGCACGGCCGUGGAUACGUCCAAUCGUGAAAGGACUACCACGUGCCAGUUGUUAAUUGCCGUGACUCCAAGAUUCAACAGAGGCUGCCCACCGGACAUUUCUCAGGAGAAUUCUAUGGUUACUUUUGCCAAGCCCAUCGGUGAGCAGAAUUUCGCUGGGGGUGAUCUCUCCCCAGUUGAAUGCAGCCAUGAAAGCGGUGAUGUGUUUGAGCCGGGGUUGACUUUGGUCAACUGCACUGCAAUAGACACAUCGAUUAAUCUGGAGGCCACCUGCUCUUUCAAAGUCUCCAUUGGGACUUUGCCCAAAUUUGCCAAUCUUGGUUCUUGUGGUGAUGCUGCCAUUGUCAACACGGCACCUGAUGAUGGUCAGAACACGGCCACUGCCAUCACCGGCCGGUGGACGCGGCCAACCAAGGACGGUGGGGGCGACGUCGUCUGUGACCCUGAUCCAGACACCCAUACCUUUGUCGCGGGGGUUACCACGGUGACGUGCAUGGUAGCCGACUCCAAUGUACCCUCUCUUAUCGACACCUGUUCCUUUAAAGUUCGUGUCUUUCCUACAUUCCCAAAUGGGUGUCCGGAAACAAUCAUAUCAGCCAACGGCAUGGAUGUUGACUUUACCCCACCUAAUGCGAUAGACUCAGUUAGUUCCACAAUACCCGGUACUUGUGACAAGGCCAGCAACGACACAUUUGAAAGUGGCGAAACAACUGUACGGUGCUCUGCGAUGGACAGUGUUGAGACUACGCAGACCGUUACGUGCAGCUUUGUAGUGGCUGUUGGCACCCCGCCUGAUUUUGAUUCCCGUGGCUCUUGCGACUCUAGUCCAGUCAACGUCCCUCCAGACGAGGGCAAGAUGACGGCAACAGGGAUUGUUGGGCAGUGGACCCGACCGACCCGGGCUGGAGGGGGCCAGGCCACCUGCAGCCCUGACCCGGACACAACGACCUUUGUGGGAGACAGAACUGAAGUUGCGUGCACCAUACAGAAUGAUCAAGCACCGUCCAUCACGACCACUUGCACUUUUGAUGUCGGUGUAUUUCCAGCUUUUGAAAAGGACACAUUGCUAGGAAACCCAUUUCGGUCUCCAGACCCUGGGGCCAACUAUGCAACCUACGCCUAUCUCGAUCCCCUGGCUAAGGAUAGCAAUGGUGCAUCUCUGCCCGUGGUCUGCAGUCCUAUGUCGGGUGCCCAGUUUGGCGGGGGAACACAUGAAAUACAGUGCAUAGCCACUGAUGCUUCUGCCAAUCAAGAUUCCACUUACACAUUCAACUUGACCGUCGCACCCGUCUUCAAGACCCUUUGUCCGAAUGACAUAAUCCAGGCAACCAAUCCAGUCAGCUUUCCGGUGCCAAUAGGAGGCGAUGAUCCUAGAGGAAAGCCAUUUCCUGUCACCUGCACAAAGAAUGACCGGGACGUUUUCAAUCCAGGCACAACUGUUGUCAUCUGCACAGUCACAGAUCCUGUGACCAAGCUGGUGGCCACCUGCUCCUUCACGGUCACAAUCGUUGUUGCACCUACGUUUGAUGCUUCUCCUGCUUGCGAUGAAGACUACAACACCGAACCAGCCCCGGGAGAGAACAGGGCUAUCGCAGUGACCUGGCCAGAGCGCGCAGCUACACAGGCCGAUGGGAACCCGGCAAAUGUGACCUGCGAGCCAGUUCCUGGCUCGGACUUUGAGGCCGGAGACACCAACGUGACGUGCACGGCAGCAGACACCCGCUUACCACCCUCAAUUACCCCUACCACAGACUGUGUCUUCAGAGUUCGUGUGUACCCAACAUUUGUUGAGGGAUGUCCGAACAACAUAAUUCAAAUUCCGGAUGACUCUGGACCAUCUACCAUUGUUAACUUUGAAAUACCGGAGGCCGCCAUCGACUCUGGUGGCAAACAGGCAGCCAAUGUGACCUGUGACCCCACUAGUGGUUCUGCCUUCCGAAAUGACAAUGAGACGGUUGUCACCUGCACAGCGAUAGAUUCAGUGACAUUAGGUGAAGCUACCUGUUCCUUCACCAUCAGGUUCUUGGCAGCACCCACAUUCAAUGCCACUCCACCCUGCGACGAGAAUGUCAAUGUGCCCCCAGCUGCUGGAGAAAACAUGGCUGUGGCAGUGACAUGGCCGAAGCGUGCAGCCACCCAGGAGGAUGGCAACCCGGCAAUGGUGACCUGUGAGCCGUCUCGUGGCUCCAACUUCCCAGGAGGCAAUAAUACAGUCACUUGCAUGGCAGUAGAUGAGCGCGCACCGGACACCCUGCAAACCACCUGUGACUUCCAAGUUCGCGUCUAUCCCACCUUCGUCACCGGAUGCCCAGCCGAUAUCGUUGAAGCCCCAGAGUCAGGAGGGACAACGCUGGUGGAAUUCCAGAUCCCAGAGGGUGCCCCAGACUCCACCGGUGCAGCUGCAAAUGUUACCUGUGAGCCACCCUCUGGAUCCUCCUUUGCAAACAAUGUCGCGACCGAAGUCACUUGCACUGCCAUCGACUCGGACAAUGCAACUUUUCCUAGCCCGGCCACCUGCACUUUCAAAGUCAUCGUUGGCAUAGCCCCAACUUUUGCCAAAGGCUGUCCGGCAGACAUCGUUGUUGCGCCAGAUGAGAAUGGACAAGCCACAGUGACCUGGGAUGAGAUCACAGGCAAUGAGGAUUCCACCGGCCAGCCGGCUGAGGUUAAUUGUGACCACAAGAGUGGAAACACUUUCAACCAAACUGAAACUUUGGUGACUUGUAUAGCCACUGAUGCUGGAACCACACUGACCGCAAAUUGUACAUUUAGGGUUAUACUUGAUUCUGAGCCACCCAUUCUGGAUUGCCCAAACAAUUUCAACAUUACUGCCAACCCUGGCACGAAUACGGCGAACGUCACAUGGGAUACCCCUGUAGUCACCGACAACUACACACCACAACCGGACAUACGAGUUGCAUGCAUACCGGAAACUGCCACAUUCUUUCCCUAUGGUGUGACACGAGUGGUCUGCUAUGCUGCCGACUCUCUUAACAAUGUUGGAACAUGCUCUUUUGAAGUGGAAAUAACAGGUGCAAACUGUGUUGAGACAUGCCCAGGCAAUUCAGUCUGCAUGCUACAAGAGGAUGGCGAGUCUGUGUGCGUUUGCAACCAAGGAUACACUGGGCCAGAAUGCACAAAUGUGGAUGAAUGUGCCUCCAGCCCGUGUCAUUCAAAUGCCAUCUGCAGCGACCUCGCCCCGCCUGAUUUCUACAGUUGCGAAUGCCAAGAGGGCUUCUAUGGGGAUGGGACCUACAGUUGCGAACGUUACUUCCCUCCUGAGUAUCCAGACAUACUGCUACCAGGCGGAGCUUAUGAUCUGAAGAAAUUGUUCUUGGUUGUCCUUGCAAUUGCCGAUCCAUCCACCAGUGACUGCAACCCUGAUGUCGAUACAAUGUCAUUUGAGUGCUCCACACUUGUGAGAACCUUCAAGGAGCUUGUGUUACCUCUGUAUAAGAAGGUAUCAAAGGGUGGCUUUUUGGAUAUCAAGAUAAACCAAACAGAUUUAAGGAAAGGCAGUGUUCUCAUUCCACACACUGUGUCCUACAACUACUCGGAUGCAGCCAUCCGAGAAAUGCAGCCAGCCGUGUUUUACGCGAGGUCGGUGCAGCCAGAUGUGGAAGCCGGCAGAGUAGGCAGCUUGCAACUGGAUAAAAGCUGCAAGGAAUGCACGAGUCCAAAAGAUAUUACCAGUGUCUGUGUUGGUGUGGACGAGGAGACUAUAGUGUGUCCAGACAAAAGUGUCCUGACGAAGGAAUCUGAUGCCAGUAGUGGGCUGUGCAUUUAUAAAUGCGUGUCCAUCUGUGAGGAAGAUUCCAGUUACUGCAAUGGAGGUGUGUGCUCACAGAAGAAUAACGAGGAUGCAGAAUGCAGUGAGUGUCCAGAGGGUACAACAGGGCCCAGAUGUACCCCUGUAGGGCCAACUGAAGUACCUCCAGAUGAGCCUAACAUACCACUCAUUGUUGGGCUAUCUGUAGGUAUUGGCGGGAUACUCUUGCUGAUAGUAAUUCUGAAUAUGCUGUACUGUGCCCUCCGCGGUCGGUGCUCCAAGAAGAAUCUUCAGGCUGGUGAGGAGAACGGGAUUGAGGCCAAGGGCGUCGAUAAUUUCCAGAGCAUUUCAAUGGACGAGCGCUAGGGAUCAAGCCAUAUUUUCAUAUUUAAAGGCUGUAAUUUUGGAAUGAUUGUUUUUAAAAUGUUAUUCAUUUUUGCACUUUUUAAGAAAGACCAAAAGCCAGCAACACAUCUGCUUGGGUAAGUUAGGUGGUCAGUUACAAAUUCAGUCAUGUUGCGUUUUAGCCAGGAAAGAAUGACAUGCCAUGCUCAUCAUGAUAGAUUCUUGACUUGAGUCGUAAAAGACAGCUGGUCAUAUUAAUUACAUACAUAUUCAUAUAUACCUGGGACAAUUUUUCUACUUGUAUUGGUCAAAACAUGUCACAUGACUGAGUAUUAACAUUUAACACGCGUGCCAAGUUCACUGAAGGGCAUUCCAUUGGACAACUUUCAAAAGGACUAUACCAAAAAAUGGACAGGAGGGGGUGUUCGGGAAAAUGAAAGGAACAAAGUUGUUCGAAAUCCAUCAUAUGAUGACUUCUAUUGACUCUCUGAAUAGAAAGGUGUAUAAAAGGUGGAUAAAUACAUGUAUGUGCUUGACUGGUCUUAAACUGAUGUUUAAGACCGUGCUCAGGAGAACGAACGCUGAUAAUUGCAGCUUGGGCAUUAGUCUCGUCCAUUCUCCUGAGCCGGUCUGGAAUGUACAUUUAAGACCAAAGCACAUACAUAUAUUUAUUCCCUUCUUUACACUGUGUACAUCGGAAAUACGUGGAUGGCAAUAAUUAAGCCAAAACCCAGCUCAUUUGCAUUAAGAAGUCAAAGAAUUUUGGAUCUCAAAAGCUUGCUAUGGUUGCAUGGUGGGGCCAGCCCACAAUGAAUGGGUGUACUUAUGAUUGAGAGCAGUCCAGCAGUCAGAAUAUUCAGGACUGUAUGGGCAAAAACUAUUCAUGUGGCAAAUCUACCUUGAAGUUUUAAAAAAAAAUCAGAUUGAAAUUCCAAAAGUGCUCCAAAAAAUAAGCAGAAAUGGUCAGUUUGGUAUCGAAGACCUUUCACCUUGUUUGUCUUUGUUACAAAUUUAAUGUGCAAGCUUGUUCCAUUCGUCCAUCACAUGACUCCUUCAUAGCUACAGAAAUGAAUAAAAAAUAGAUCGUGUACACUUUUUGCUUUCAUUUUAUUCAAACAUCUGUUGCCAUUACCGUAUGAUGGCCAUUUACAUACUAGAUUGCAAUGUUUUUAGACCGUAUUGACUACCUGACCUGCAAUUUUAUCACAGUUGUGAUAGUAGUGUAAAAACUGCAGUGUAAAAUUGACACCUUCACCAUCCACAUAGAGAAUAACAUUAGACUAGUAUUUUUCAUAUUUGGGCACUCAGGGUGUCAAAUUAACACCAUAGAUUUUUCGCAGAGUUGGGUUGUCAGGAGAUCCAACAAUUGUUAAAUUUAAUAUCACACUAUGCAUUAUCAAAGACACCGAUAACUUUGUAUUUACAGGUAGGUCUUACCCAUAAUGCACUGCUUGAGGAAUACAUUGACUUUGUUUAUAACACAAACAGCAUUAGCAUGCAUUUUGCCACCGUUGGAAAACUUAAUUUUUGUGCAGCCACAACUUGGGGUAGACCAUUGGCCGUGUAAAUUUGCAAGUUUUAUUACACAGUACAAAUUUAGUGUACAGAUCGGUGCACUGAAAUGUGUUUUUGAGAAUAAAAGCUGCAGUCCCAUUUCAGCAUUCAUUGUGAAUGUGAAAUAUUCAGGAUCUGUGUCACUGGCGACCCUGGAAACUUGCUCCAGUUUUUGUGCAUAUAUGCCAGCUGUUCCAUUCACAAGCUACUAUCUUGCCACAGCAAGCCACUAUUACACCGUGGCAAGAUAACAAUUUGAAGGGAAAAACAAAUGUUAUUGUUGCUCUACUAUGCUUGUGAAUUUCAGAAUUUUCUCUGCCAAGCAAAUACAUAUAUUGAACUAGUUACGAGGGGACAAAGUUGAAGUACAUUGGCAUUUAACAGUUUAAAUGCCCAAUAAUGCCGAUAAGUUAAUACUGCUGUUAAAUUCUUAAUGAAAAUUCCCUCCCCCCUUCAACAUGAUGGCGUAAACUUUCUGCAAAAUAUGGCUGCCCUUACAAAUAGCAAGUAAAAAGAAAAACAUCUUUAGCAGACAGAUGUCAUGCAGAAUUCUGGUUGUGCUCACAAGUGACUGUCACGCCUUCCCAGACUGUUGAACCUUCCCAAAUAAAAUAACGCCAUGAUUUGAAUGGAA